AUUAAGGGUGUCUACCUAUGUAAGAUUCAAUCUUCGUGGAGCGGUAGAAAAGGCUGCGGAGCAGCCACGGUGCUCUGUUGUUGUCGUUGCGUUUGAUUUGGAGCCUUUUGUGAUGCCUUGUUUAUUAUUUAUGUUGUUGUUCUUGCUGCUUUCCGUCUUAAACGAGAUUCCCCAAAUGUCAAGACUUGAGUUCGAUCGUUCAUACAAGCUUUUGCUAACUCUUCGGUGCUUGAGUUCUGUGCUGGUUGAGUGGUGGUACCGAGUGAAAAGUAUCGGUUACCUACCUAGUGUAGGUAAGCUAGGUGCGUACGAGGCUUGGGUAGAUAUUAUUGAGUGUUACUAUUGGGAUGAUAUUGGCAUAUUUAGGAAGAGGAGGGGAAUUGUAUACGAAGCAGCACUCGCUCGUUUGCGGAGAUGACUUCUCAGAUGGCGAUACAUGAAUAACGAUGGGGAGGUAGUAACUUGACGAUCGUGGCUACGAGUAUAUUCCGCUUUCAUGGUGGAGGGAGAGGAAGUUUCAGAAAGAGAGAAAGAGAGAGAUAAGCCAUACAAGAUGCUGUAAGACUUGAUAUUACGGUCACCAUCGUAUUCUACUGGGAAAACAAUGGUUGAAGACUGCAUUAUGUAGUUACUUAAUAGGUAAGAGAAGGGGGGCUUGGCUGGCUUAGUAGAGCUGGUACAUCAUCAUACCUUAAAUAGACAGCAUACGGCGAUAGGUAACCUAGAGGUACAUAGACACCUUGGUCUCUGAAGCUACAAUACGCAUUUAGCAAGUAGAGCUAAGCUACCUAAUAAAUAGUAAGGGAUCUGAC
Molecule: messenger RNA, 812 nt
Organism: Daldinia caldariorum
Lineage: Eukaryota; Fungi; Ascomycota; Sordariomycetes; Xylariales; Hypoxylaceae
Exons: 1
Coding region: 113-418 (101 amino acids)
Source: RefSeq, a predicted model, not a curated record